UUCGCUAUAAUUUUCAUCGAGCGUGGUGCGCUGCGCGGGUGUCUUGCAACAUAUUUGUUGUGCCAGCGCGUAGAGCGGCUGUUUUAGAGCUUAUAUGUAUAUGUGCAUGGAUUGUUGUGUGCGAGUGUAUAAGAGUGUGUGAGUGUUUGUGUGCGCGUGCAAAACAAAACGAAGGGCAUUAAAUAAAUUGAAUUAAUGUCAAAAGAUUUCAAAUGCCACAACAUAAGCUAAAUUUAAUAAUUUAAUUUCGUUGUUAGUUGAAGACAGUCACAAUAAAGAAAUACAAAGUAAACGCCAAAAAUUCCCAUAUAUAAAACAUAAAAGAGAAGAGCAGAAAGCUUGCAACAGAAACAACGGCGUUGCAAAACCAGAACUACAACAGACUACGAUUAACGCACAAGCAGCAACAACAACAAUAACAACAGCACAUCAAUGGCACUAUAAUUUUUGUGAAUGCAAAUAAAGUUAUCAACGUGUUGUGUUUACACUACUUAAAUCGCGCCGGGAAGUUGCCAACAACAACGUCAACACACCACUGUGCACAAGUAUUUUUCAAUUCCGUUUUGUAUUUUGUUGUUGUUACGCGCAUCCUGCACUAAAUUCAAAUCCAAUUGGCAACAACAACGGUAAAGUGAUGCCUGCUGCUGCUGCUGCUGCUCUGCACUCAUCAUAUUCUACGCUGCUGCUGCAUUCUCAUCAAAGUCAAAGUCGCUGACACGGGAAGUGGAAGUGUGAUGUCACCACAUUUGCCUGCUGCAGUCGACAACAACAACACAAAUAACAACAACAAGAACAAGAGAUUUUACUAUUACUACUGCCACAAAGCGACAAACACAAAUAAAAAGAGACGCGACAACAAUAACAACAGCAACAUCAACAACAGUAAAGCAAUUGCUGUGCAUUCUUAAGAUUUUGAGAGAAUUCAGUUUCAGCAACGUGAAAAUGCCUCGGUCGCUUUCCCAUUUGCAUUUACAACAACGACAGUGGCAACAACUGUUGCCGACAGCGCUGCUGUUGCUCAACAUAUGCUGCUGCUUGCAACACAUCGCAGUCGUCACAGCUGACAACGCGGAGUCAAAAGCACACAUCGGUGACUAUUUUCCUGCCCUUAAUGAGUUUUCAACACACACUGUGAUACGCCCCCAAGUGCAACAUGGUCGCACUAAGCGCGCCCUCCACAGCUCUCUGGAUGCAGCGGAUGGUCUGCAUGCGGAGCAGUUAACGCUGAGCUACACGCACCAAGGACAACGCAUCCACAUCGAACUGCAGCGCAACGAUCGCCUCCUGCCCGACGCCCACUUCCUGCGCUAUCAGAAUGCCAGCAAUCGGGCGGAUAACUCCGGCAAUGGCUCCGGUUACGUGGUGCGCAACUUCACCAAGACUGACGUUGAUUUAUGCCAUUAUCAGGGACGCAUUCGCGGCAAACCGGAGUCGAGUGUGGCGCUUUCCACCUGCGAUGGCAGCCUCAAUGGCGUCGUCUUUGAUGGCGAGCACACAUAUUUUAUACACCCGCAUAUCGAGAGCAAUGGCCGGUUGCACAAUGACCACUAUCUGCUCAGGCACGCCGACAUGCUGCAAACGAAUGCUACCUGUGGCUACGACAACCACAAGGACAACCACUUUCCACACGAUGCCAAACAUUCGGGGGAACCACACAAACUGGAUGGCAACGAAUUCCAACGCUUGCUGAAGCGCCAGCGACGCGAUGCCGAUGCCGAUGAAAGUCAACUGAUACGUGGACCGUACAAUGCGAACAAGUAUUCCAGCUAUGUGGAGCUGGUGAUUGUGGUGGACAACAAGCUGUACAAGCACUUUGGCGAGAACGCGAAGCGAGUGCAUCAGCACUGCAAGGAUUUGGCCAACAUUGUGAAUGCCCUCUAUGUGCCCCUGAACAUCUUUGUGGCGCUGGUGGGCGUCGUGAUUUGGAACGAAUCGAACGAGAUCGAGUUCUCCAGCGACGGCGAUGUGACGCUGCGCAAUUUCCUCAACUAUCGCAGCACCAAACUGGUGCUGGAGCAUCCCAACGACAACGCCCAACUGCUGACCAAAGAGAUGUUCUCGGGCGGCGUGGUGGGCAAAGCCCUCAAGGGUCCCAUCUGCACCUACGAAUACUCCGGCGGCGUUAGCAUGCAGCACAGCCAAGUGCAGGCUGUGGUGGCCACCACCAUGGCCCACGAGAUGGGUCACAAUUUUGGCAUGGAGCACGAUUCCAGCGAUUGCCAUUGUCCCGACGAGAAGUGUGUGAUGGCUGCCUCAAGCACAGCUGUCGUCCCGGUGCACUGGAGCAGCUGCAGCAUCGAUCAGCUGACGAUUGCCUUCUCGCGUGGCAUGAACUAUUGUCUGCGCAACAAACCCACGAGGCUCUUCGAUUCGCCGCAGUGCGGCAAUGGAUUUGUGGAGCCGGGCGAGCAGUGUGAUUGCGGGUUGCCGACGCACUGCGAGAACAGCUGCUGCAAUGCGCACACUUGCAUGUUGCACAGCAACGCCUCCUGUGCCACCGGCGAGUGCUGUGACUUGGAUACGUGUCGCCCCAAGCUAGCGGGCAGCGCCUGUCGACCCAAGGAGAACGAAUGCGACCUGCCCGAGUAUUGCACCGGCGAAUCGGAGUAUUGCCCAGCGGAUGUCUUUCGACGCGAUACGGAACCUUGUGACAAUAAUCAGGCGUAUUGCUUCCAUGGCACUUGUCGCUCCCAUGCAAAUCAGUGUCGCAUCCUUUGGGGUCCAACGGGUGACAACUCGGAGCAUUGCUACCACAAGAAUGUGGAGGGAACGCGUCUCGGCAACUGUGGCUUCAAUCGGCUCAACAAGACCUUUGUCAAGUGCACGCCUCCGCAUGUCCAUUGCGGCAUGCUGCAUUGCACCCAUUUGAAUGAGCGCUUGGAGUUCGGCAUGGAAACAGCGGCGGUGUUGUCGCAUUCCUAUGUCAGUCAUGAUCGCAAGAUUGUCGCCUGCCGCACAGCUCUGGUGGAUCUCGGACUGCAGACCAUUGAUCCGGGUCUAACACCGAAUGGUGCCAAGUGUGGCACAGAGAGCAUGUGCGUCGAUCAAAAGUGCCUCGCCAUCGAUCAUGUGCGACAGCUGGGAAUGGGAUCCGCAUGUCCGGAGAACUGCAACGACAACGGCGUGUGCAACAGUCGGGGGCAUUGCCACUGCGAUGUGGGCUAUGGAGGAGAGUCUUGCGGCAAGCCAGGACACGGCGGUUCUGUCGACAGCGGACCAGCCACAGAUCCAAGCAGCGCACUCAGCUUCCAGCGUCUGCUGUGGAUACUGUUCUUUGUGGUGCUGCCGCUAAUCCUUGUCGGCUGGGCAGUCUACAUCUUUAUGAAGCGCAACAAGAAGCUCUUCGCCGGCGGCAAACUGGCCGAGAAUAUCAUCAAGACGACAAGUGGCCACAAGGCGCCCACGCUGCGCUCCAAUCAGAAUGGCACCGGACCUCCACCAGGUGGACCCAAUGGAGGACUGCCCAAAUCGACUCCCAGCAGCUCGGAUGACAUGAACUCGGCGCUGCUGAAGUCACCGAGUGAUCUAAGCGAUGCUGGUGGCGCCAAUAACUCUGGCGGCGCCGGCAUGUUUGGCAAAUUCAAAGGAUUCACGCUGCGACCGCUGAACAAUGCCAGCUCCCCGUCGAGCAACUACAGCGGACCCAACGUGGCCUUUGUGCAGCCCACCGUGCAGGUGGAGCAAGUGACAGUGCCACAGCGCAGUGCGCCAGCUCCGCCAGUGGUAAAAGCCAGCACGGAGGUGAAACGCGGCGAUACCUUGACACGUGCUGCGCCAGCACUGCCGCCACCCAAUCCCGGCUCCACAGCACGUCCGAUUAUAUCGAAACCCACGCUGGACUCCAGCACACUGACCAUGGUGCCAUUGAAGGACAACGAUGGAGAUCUGUCACCCACACGCUCGGCUCCAGCGCCUCCUGUGCCACUGCACUCGGAUCCCAAGCUGAACAUCAAGCGAGAUGGCACCAUCAGACGACUGGCCUCGUUCCUCAAGAAGGAGGAGAAGGCGCCGCUCAAGGAGAAGACUUACAUAGAUCGCGAACGCUUGCGGACGCUGGAGAUCUCUGCACCGAUGCCUGUGCCGUUGCCAGGUCAGGCAGAGUCCUCCAACUCGGACUCAGAGACCACGCCACGUGAGGAGGAGACCAAGAAUCUGGUGAAGCGCACGCAAUCGAUGCGUUCGCCUACCAAAAAAAGCCAGGUGCAGACCUUUGGCUCGAUGCGAUCGCCACCCGGUGCCGCUGCACGACCCAAGAGCACAGCAGCCAAUGCUGCAGCUGCCGCUGGAGCUGCAGGAUCGAGACCCAAAUCACCGCCACCAAGACCGCCGCCGCUGGUGAAGAAGACCAACUCGACGUGCUCCGCCGGCUAUCAGCUGCCCGUAGCGACAGCGCAAAAGACCACAGAGAACACCUACGAUGACUGCGAGUUUGUGGAGGCGCAAACACGCGCCUCCAACGAUGACAUUUACUCGGUGAUUGACGAGAUUCCUCCAGCGGCACAAACCCUCAAGCGCAGCGAUCUAGUGGCCAGUUUGUCGAGCAGCGGCGGCGACAUGGGAUUGCUGGGUGAGAUUGUCAAUGAGUUUGAGAAGCUGAAUGGUGGCGAUUCCAUAUACUCGGGCAAGGCGUCAACACCAGGCGCAGCUGCUGCUCCCGCUGAGGAGUCGAUCCCAGAGACGCCGCGCAGUCCAACACGUCCAGCGCCGCCGAAGCCAGCGGGCAGCAAUCGGAACAGCAGCAGCCAAGAGGAGAAACCAGCAGCAGCUGCAGCAACAGCAGCUGCAACCACAUAUCUGCGUGCAGCGCCACUCAAUACGCCUGUGGCACGUGUGGCGCCCACACGCUCCGACAUCUCGCCUACACGCGCCUUCUCCAGCUUCAAGCCAGCGCCACAAGCAGCCACUGCAGCCGCAAGUGCGGCCAAGAAACCGCCCAUAGCCAGCAGCAAUCCGCAGCAGGUCACACGCAGUGGCAGCAGUAGUACAGGCCAAACACGUCCCAAGUCAUUCACGAAGACAGCUAAAGCACUGCCCAAUGGCGGCACGUUGGCAACGACAACGCCAUCGGCCACCAUACAGAAACCGAAACCGCUGUCGGCCAAGCCAUCGUUCAGCAGCGGUCUGGUGAAGCGUGCUCCAGGCACAGCUGCGGCAGCAACGACAGCACCGACGCCACCCACCGUGAAGGCGGCGACGGGCAGCUCCAAUAUAGCAUCGCUGACGCAGCGAUUCGAGCAGCGAAAAUAAUAGAGAACGAGAUGUGUAAACAGCAAACUACCGCCUACAUACAUAUAUGACUUUGUAUAGUUUUUAAGCAUUUCUUAUAGGUUAGGCACAAAACAAAUCAAAUUUCAUUUGGCACUGAUUAUAAAAUGAUGAUCCUUGAUGAUGAUGAUGAUGAUGAUAUUUCAUUCCUUUAUAUCGAUCGAUAUCCCUCUAGUUAGCUGUUAAGGCGUUGCUUAAUUUACGUGCUUCUAGUAUCUCAAUGAUUAAACGUUAAGUUCUGUUUUAAUGAUAAAUCCUAGUUGUAUUGCAUGCUUACUCAUUAUAUUUAUAUAUACACAUAUAUUAAAUGUAUAAUUGUUUAUUGUACGUAUGUAUGCAAUUUGCUUUUGUAAAUAAAAACCAAAGAAGUCAAAUUGUCUCAAACGAAAGAAAGUGUGCAUCUAAUUCGAAAUGAAUAUAAUGUAUGAAACAAUGCAAAAAAUAGUCCUACACAAACUCUUAAAUGUAACGUUAUCAUAGUGUUGUACAGUUGUAAAGCGCACUUGCUGCAUUUCAAAACGAAUAAAUAAAACGAAAUCAA
Molecule: messenger RNA, 5806 nt
Organism: Drosophila albomicans
Lineage: Eukaryota; Metazoa; Arthropoda; Insecta; Diptera; Drosophilidae
Gene: Meltrin
Product: disintegrin and metalloproteinase domain-containing protein 12
Exons: 8
Coding region: 943-5247 (1434 amino acids)
Biological process (GO): membrane protein ectodomain proteolysis
Molecular function (GO): metalloendopeptidase activity
Source: RefSeq, a predicted model, not a curated record